Leptopilina boulardi is the source of this 4426-nucleotide messenger RNA. It is a transcript of the gene Myo61F, whose product is annotated as unconventional myosin IC. Gene Ontology annotation, biological process: vesicle transport along actin filament; actin filament organization. The coding region runs from base 635 to 3751 and encodes 1038 amino acids. Gene Ontology annotation, cellular component: cytoplasm; vesicle; myosin complex. Gene Ontology annotation, molecular function: microfilament motor activity; ATP binding; actin filament binding. The transcript has 20 exons. NCBI's taxonomy places the organism in Eukaryota, Metazoa, Arthropoda, Insecta, Hymenoptera, Figitidae. The record is from RefSeq and is a predicted model, not a curated record.
GCGUGCUGAACAAAAAGCAAAAACAUUCUCAAGAUCAUAAGAAGUGAGAGUCGAUUAAAGAAAUCAAACUUGAAAGACCAUUAGAGCAACGUGUGUUCUCCAUUGCAUAUAUAUAUAUAUAUAUAUAUAUUCAAAAAAGCCGGCCUCGAAGACCACGAGGUCUUCGCUCCUCCAGGCGAAUAAACGGACUCCGCAUGUAAUCGGCAUCGAGCACUCGGUGUGGCUCUUGGGCAUUUGCAAGCGUCACUCCUUCGCGAAAGCGAAACACGUUCGGUACACACACUUUUCUACAUAAUCAUUUUUUUUAAAAAAAAAAAAAAAGUUUCGUUUAGUGACGAUCACCGUGGCGACAAAAUAAGAUCAAAAAUCAUUCAUUGCCGCGCACCGGGAUCAUUGCGCUUUAAUGUUUUCCUGCAAAAGAAGCAAUAAUUUACUGUUUUUUCCAUUUUUUUGAAAAAAAAAAAAAAAUCUGUGAAAAUUGUGAAGUUUAUUAUUUGGAUUGCAACACAAAUCUUUAGGAACUUGUUUGAAGGCGGUGGAAUAAGAAAGUGAAGAUCCUGUUUCAUCUGAUUCGCCGGAUAAUUUAUCCGGUUUCAAAUCGGAAGUUUGCCCUGAAAAAAGACCAUCAAAAACCAUGGAGAGAGGAUUACAUGAAAGAGAUCGAGUUGGAGUUCAAGAUUUUGUUCUUAUAGAAGAUUUCGAAAGUGAGGCAGCCUUUAUUGAAAAUCUACGAAGAAGAUUUCGUGAAAAUCUUAUUUAUACGUACAUUGGACAAGUUCUAGUUUCAGUGAAUCCAUAUAAGAAAUUACCAAUUUACAAUCAGGAAACAAUUGAAUAUUAUCAAAGAAGAAACUUUUUUGAAACACCUCCGCACGUAUUUGCACUAGCAGAUACUGCCUACCAAUCAUUAACAAAAGAAAAUCAUGAUCAAUGUAUUUUAAUCUCAGGAGAAUCUGGGUCAGGAAAGACUGAGGCGUCGAAAAAAAUCUUAGAAUUUAUAGCAGCUGCAACUGGACACAAGAAAAAAGUUGAAGCCGUAAAUGUCAAAUUGAUUGGCAGUAAUCCAGUUUUAGAAGCUUUCGGAAAUGCAAAAACUAAUCGAAAUGACAAUUCCUCCCGAUUUGGAAAAUAUAUGGAUAUUCAAUUCGACUUUCAUGGUGAUCCAGUAGGUGGAAAUAUUUUAAACUAUCUCUUGGAAAAAUCAAGGGUCGUUCACCAAUCGUCAGGAGAACGGAAUUUCCAUAUAUUUUAUCAACUUCUAUCAGGAGCAAAUGACGAAGUUUUACGUAAUUUAUAUCUAAAGCGUAAUUUAGAUACGUAUUACUAUCUAAGUAGCGGGACUAAAGGUGCAAUAGAUACCAUCGAUGAUGCUAGUCAAUAUAGAGAAGUGAUCGAGGCCAUGAAAGUAAUGGAAAUUUCUCAACAAGAACAGGAUGAUCUUUUUUCUAUCGUUGCUUCUGUAUUACACGUGGGAAAUGUAGGUUUCACAGAAACAGAGGGAGUUGCCACAAUUCUUAAACCAGCCUCAGUUGAAGCUGUCUCGAAGUUAUUAGGAUGUGAUGUGAGGGAUUUGGCAAAGGCAUUUACUCAUCGAACAAUAGACGCACACGGUGAUGUUGUAAUUACACCUUUGAAUAGAGAAUUGGCAAUUUAUGCACGAGAUGCAUUGGCAAAGGCAGUUUACGAUAGAUUAUUUACGUGGCUUGUAACGCGACUCAAUAAAUCACUUCAACCAAUGACACAUAAUCAACGAACUGUCGUUAUGGGAAUUUUAGACAUAUAUGGAUUUGAAAUUUUUCAAAAAAAUAGUUUCGAGCAAUUUUGCAUAAAUUUCUGCAAUGAAAAAUUGCAACAACUUUUUAUUCAAUUGACAUUAAAAUCCGAGCAAGAGGAAUAUUUAAAAGAAGGAAUCGAAUGGGAACAUAUUCAUUAUUUUAAUAAUAAAGUUAUUUGUGAUCUCAUUGAAGAAAAGUACAAAGGAAUGAUAUCUUUAAUGGAUGAAGAAUGUUUAAGACCCGGAGAUCCAACUGAUAUGAGUUUUCUCGAAAAAUUGAAUUCUAAUUUAAAUAGUCAUCCUCAUUAUAUAAGUCAUAUGAAAGCUGAUAUUCAGACUCAAAAAAUUAUGGGUCGAGACGAAUUCAGAUUAGUUCAUUAUGCCGGAGAUGUAACGUACAAUGUACGAGGAUUUUUGGAGAAAAAUAAUGAUCUUCUAUUUCGCGAUUUACGCGAAGUAAUGUCCCAUACAACAAAUUCAAUUACAAAGACAGUAUUUGAUAUCAAGAAGGAUUUAUGCAGUAAAAAACGUCCGGAAACGGCAAUCACACAAUUCAAAAACAGUUUAAAUAAUCUCGUGGAAAUUUUAAUGGGCAAAGAACCUUCUUACAUUCGAUGCAUAAAACCAAAUGAUUUUAAAAUAUCUAAUCAAUUUAAUGAAAAAAUUGUAUUACAUCAAGUUAAGUAUUUGGGUCUAAUGGAAAAUUUACGAGUUCGUCGGGCAGGAUUUGCGUAUAGAAAAACGUACGAUCAAUUUUUACAACGUUACAAAUCACUUUGUUCAGAAACAUGGCCACAUUAUAAUGGCACAGCGAAAGAUGGUGUUCAAACUCUAGUUCGUCAUUUGGGCUACAAUUGUGACGAUUAUCGAAUGGGCAACACAAAACUAUUUAUACGCUUUCCUAAGACUCUCUUUGAUACGGAAGAUGCCUUCCAAAUGAAGAAACAUGAGAUCAUUGCCAUUAUUCAAAGCAAGUGGAAAGGUUUAUUGCAACGGCGAAAAUAUCUCAAGAUGAGGGCAGCUGCAAUAAUGAUUCAGAAAAAUAUUCGCAGGUGGCAAGCUAAACGUGAAGCUGAAAGAAGAAAAAAAGCUGUGAUAAUUAUUCGAAGAUUCAUUCAUGGAUUCAUCACACGAAAUGGACCGUCAAAUGGUGACAAUGAGGCAUUCAUUGAACUCGCCAAAUGUCAAUGGCUAAUCAGACUUUCCAAAAAAUUACCAAAAAAUGUUUUGGACAACAGUUGGAUGCCCUGUCCUCACACGUGUCGCGAGGCAUCGGAACACUUGAAACACAUUCACAAAAGAUGGUUGGCAAGGAAAUACAGAUUGGCACUAUCGAAAGCAGAUAAGGAACAAUUUGAAUUGAAAAUUCUUGCAGAGAAACUUUUUAAAAAUAAAAAAAAAUCAUAUGCAAGAAGUUUAGGACCUAAAUUCCAAGUGGAUCGACUGGGCGAAGAUUUAAGGGCCUUGAAACAAGCUUUUGUUGCUAAUGUUAUACCAAGUGGCGAGAGCAUAAGGUAUGCGGCCCCGGUUAUUAAAUAUGAUCGUCAUGGUUAUAAGCCAAGAGAAAGGGUUUUAAUUCUAACAGAAAAAGCAGUGUAUAUUUUGGAUACAAUUAAAACUUUUAAAUUGAAACAUCGACUGCCUUAUAAAUCAAUUGAGGAAUUGGUUGUUACCGCAGAAUCUGAUAAUUUGUUAAUAGUCAGAAUACCAGCGGAUUUAAAAAAGGACAAGGGUGAUUUAAUAUUGGAGGUUCCUCACAUAAUAGAAGCUUUAACGAAAGCCAUUGAUAUUACCAGUAAUCCCGAAAUUCUUAAUAUCGUUAAUAAAGAAUCAGUGUCACACAAACUAGUCAGUGGAAAGGAAGGUAUUAUAGAAUUUAAGACAGGUUCAACGCCAGCAAUUAGUAAAUGUAGACAAAAUGGUCAUCUGCUUGUAGUAAGUAGUGUCACCUUAGAAAGAUCCGAAGGAGGCUUAUGACGAAGAUAAAAAAAAUUUUUUUUUAAAUCUAUAAAUAUUAGUACUUAAUAAUAAAAAUGCGCACAUGCUUCAAAAUAUGCAUGGCAAUCAACGUGUUGUGAUUUAUAAUGAAGCAGAGUAUUAAAAUAAUAUAUAUAUAUAUAUACAUAUAUAAUAUCACAAAAUAUUGAGACACAAAAAGAUGUUAAUAUUUAGAAUUAUUUUUUAAAAUUCAACUAAAGUCUUCCAACAGACUGGCCUGCGAAUGAAAUGCUUAAAUAUUUAAUAAUAAUUGUUAUUUAGAAAAAAUUCUUCCCGUAACGAUAUUAAAAUAUUUAAUAUAAAAUCGUAAUAAUUUGAUUAAAUAGAAAAAUUUUGAGAAUUAUUUCUCUAAAAACAAAUUAAAUAUAAAAAAAAAAUGCACAGUGCCAUUUAAAAAAAAAAAAAAAGUAAAAGAUAUUUAAAAGUUUAAAUAAACUUAUAGUUCUCUAAGUCAGAAAAUCAGAAAAAAAACGCUUGGUAUGCAGUUUCAAUUCUUUAUAUAAGAAAAUUAUUAAGUUUUUCCCAAAAAAAGAAAAAAUAUUUAUAUAAUGAAGUUAUAUAUCAAUGCUUUAUAUCCAAGUAGUACAUUUUUCAUGAAAAAAAAAAAAUGUACAAUAUUAUAUACAUACAGAGAGAGAGAGAGAGAGAGAGAGA